ACAAACACGCGGAAGUACGGAGGAACUCUUGCUAACAACAACAGUCCAUUCUGGUGAUUUGUUCGAGCUCGCUGGAUCGGUUUUAACUCCACCAUGGCUCUGCCGGUUCAGUUCAGAAUCAUCCAGCACCACCUGCGGACCGCACAGGAACACGAGAAACGGGACCCGGUGGUGACUUAUUACUGUCGACUCUACGCCAUGCAGACGGGCAUGAAGCUGGACAGCAAAACACCCGAGUGCCGAAAGUUCCUGGUCAAACUCAUGGACCAGCUGGAGACGAUGAAGAAGGAGCUGAGUGAUAACGAGUCCAUCAGUCAGGAGGUGGUUGGGAACGCCCACAUCGAAAACUAUGCCUUAAAAUUAUUCCUCUACGCUGACAACGAGGACAGAGCAGGACGAUUCCACAAGAACAUGAUCAAGUCAUUCUACACUUCAAGUCUGCUGCUGGAUGUCUUGUCUGUUUUUGGGGAGCUGUCAGAGGAGAACAUCCAGCACAGGAAGUAUGCCCGCUGGAAGGCCACCUACAUCCACAACUGUCUAAAGAAUGGGGAGACGCCUCAGCCCGGGCCCAUCGGCAUGGGUGAGGACGAGGAAGCAGACGAGUUUGGUGCUGAAGGCUUCUCCGGCCUGGGCCUCUCCCACGGGGGUUCUUUUAGAGGCGGUCCUCCUUCACAGGCCUCCGAAGACCAGGACCACAGUUCGGUUCCAGGCCCCGCCCCUGGCAUAGGUUUUGCUUCCGGUCCAGGAUCAGCCCCAUCGGGUCCUCCGACCACAAACUACAACAACAUCCACAUCCCACCAGGAGCCCACGCUCCGGCCAACACGCCGGCCGAGCUGCCGCCGCCUACAGCAGAAGCUGUAAAACCUGUGCCUAUGCCCCGAUCAGUGCCCACUGUUGACCCCACACUGCUCAGCGCCCAGCAGCAGGGCGGCAUCCAACUCUCCCCGGAAGACUUCACCAAAGCCCAGAAAUACUGCAAGUACGCCGGCAGCGCCCUGCAGUACGAGGACGUGGGCACGGCCAUCCAGAACCUCCAGAAAGCCCUGAAACUCCUCACCACCGGCAAAGAAUGAGGCCCUUGUCCUCCUGCCGGCCCACUCCUCCAUCCCUUCUUUUCUCUCCCCCCCCCCCCUUUCACUCCAGCAGCGCCACUCUAUCCGUCACUGAUCCGGCCCAACAGCGAGCUGAGGAUGCAGCUCACUCUCUCACACACACACACACACACACACACUGAAGAGGGCCGUUGAGCUCGCCAUCAGACGAGGACACAAUGGAAAUCAGCGUUCAACAAUAGCUGCCUGUGUGUGGCUGCGAGUCGCACUGAUUGACAGGACAACAGUCCGACGGCAGAACACGGCGACUCUGACGACUGACGCACAUCACAGCUUCAUCAUUGGUCUGAGAAGACAGCAGAAGGUCCUCGGGCUGCCAUUUAACAUCACAGAGCUCGCCGCGUACGCAUCGGUAAACCGUUACCAUGGAAAGCAAAUCUCUGAAACAUCACUUUUUACAAAAAGUACAAAAUAAGUCUGAAAUCAUUCUGUUCAAACUUUAAAGAGAAAUAAACAAGAAAAUGAAAAUGUUCUGCUUUCCUGACACUAAACUGUGUCACAGGCAGAACGACGAUUUAGGAACUCGCAGAUCGACACAACAAAAACAGCGGAAAUAUUUGGUUUGAGUGCAGCAGGCUCUGUUUGUGUUCUGUGUAUAUGGUGAGAAAAAAAAUGUUCAACUCGAAGCUCGAAGUAACUUUAAGGUCACAACAUUCAACCUUUUUUCUGCUGACACAGCAUUAAUGACAAAUAACAACUGUAAGAGUUUCAGGGGCCAAACUAAAUUAAUUGGCGGCUAGAUUUAAGUAAUUGGGGGUUUUUUUUGUUGCCAUUUUUCCUGCAAAAUUACCCAAAAUCAUCAGAGAUUUCACGAGUGAGUCCAUGUCACGUCUUUUCUAACUGCGACGGAGGGCGCUGAGUGAUCUCGGACUCGAUCAGCUCAUCUUCUAAGUGCAGCUUCGAACUUCACACAAGUAUAUAAAAAAAACAACCUAAAUGUCAAUCUUCCCAUCACACAAUAAAACUAAUAAGAGUAUUCCUCAGAAUGCCAAGAGUGUGAGAUGACACGCGACAGACGCUGAACGAGCUAUGCUCGUUUUCAGACGGCCUUCAGCUCCCUGCUUCAGGUUCUCUUCUUCUACGAUAUCAGAAAGGAAAAAGUGUCUGUGUCUGAAUCACUGCUGUCGGGAUGUCUGCGACUGCUCGCUGUGAUUGUUUUGGCUGUUGGCGUUUUGCUCUUCUGUAACAGAAAACUGUCUCAUUUGUGUCACUGUCAAACGGACGCUGUCCUGAUAUUCAGUGAUGCAGAAUAAAUGGAGGCGGCGAGGCCUUGGGGCAGCGUGGCUAUCGGCCUUCUGACUCGUCGUGUGGCCGAGGAGGCGGAGGAUUAUCUCCUGAAAGCUUGUUUCAUGUUGACAUAUCACUGUGUGUGUGCUGGUGGAGAUGGGGGGUGGCAGUUGUUGUUUCAGCUUUAGUUCUUUUCUCUUUAUUUAAUGUUAAUCAUUCUUGGUUUGUUUGAAGGUUUUCAGAGUUGCACGAAGCUUCUGUCAGAAUCAGUGAUUUACAGCAAUUUGAAUAAAAUGUUGGAAAUGCGCAGCA
Messenger RNA from Maylandia zebra (zebra mbuna), 2652 nucleotides. It is a transcript of the gene vta1, whose product is annotated as vesicle (multivesicular body) trafficking 1. Gene Ontology annotation, biological process: late endosome to vacuole transport via multivesicular body sorting pathway. NCBI's taxonomy places the organism in Eukaryota, Metazoa, Chordata, Actinopteri, Cichliformes, Cichlidae. The record is from RefSeq and is a predicted model, not a curated record. Gene Ontology annotation, cellular component: multivesicular body.